UCACCCAAAAAUGGAAGAAAAACAAAGAGCGGCCCCUCGCUUCUCUCUCUCCUAGACCAUUCUUUCUAGCCAGUAGCCAUAUUUCUAUUGCCAACUAAUUUGUUUCUUGUUCUUCUUGCGGUCCUGUUGAUCCUCGCGUGCAUGCAACAAUGAAGCUACGGAGAUGAUCUCUUGGAGGAAUCUGCUCGAUACGAGUUAAUUUGGUUCCGAGCUGUGGCUAGCUUAGCUAGGUAGCCUGGUCGAUUGAUUGAUAUUCAGUGAUGGAUGCUCCGCUGCCAGAUAUCUAUCCCUUGACAAGCCUCCAGAUUGGGGACAUGCAGUCGUACGUCUCCCGGGCGUUCCUCUACUUUGCGCCGGUGAGCAAGAAGGUGCUCAUCCUCGUGGACAACCAGCCAUGGAUGACCAGCAAGCAGCCCAGAUCAGCCAGGAUAUGGCAGUUCAUGAUCACUAAGUACAGGACUUCUCCGUUCGUCAAUUCGAGGAGGAGCACAAACAUUGUUGUGGUGGCGGAAAACAAUGAUACAACUAAGACGAAGAAGGCGAUGCGGCGGUGGCUGGCGGUCACAGAUCCGACCCCGACGCUGAUGCACGGGUUCCUGGUGUUCGAGGUGUCGUGGCGGGACGUGCAUGGCAUCAACUACUUCAACGACCUGCUCACCGACACAUCUCUGGCUUUGGAGGCACGAUACAUCAACAAGUGGGAGUUCCACAAUGCCGAGCAAGCCGCUGGCUGCACUUCACAAUGGUUCCUUGGUCAUGCCUUGGAGACACUCUCUCUCCGGGGAUACCUCUUCCACUACCACCAUCAACAUCACCACCAUCAUCAACAUCGCAGAUCAGCAUCUGCAGAAGAAGAAGAAGGAGAAGGUCAUCAAAAUGACCUAUACAUGCCUCCUUCUCCAGUGAAACGGGAGCAUGAGGAUGUUGUUGUUAAUAAAGCCAGUAGCAGUGGCGAUGAGAAGUACUCAUUGUCCCCGACACUAAGGAGAAGGAGAAGUUGGAGGGUCAGGACUAGGUUCAGGAAGAAUCCACCUCCGGAUGAGGAGGAUGCAGAGCCAUUGUGUUGUACUUCUCCGAUACUACAGAUGCAGCGGUACAACGACAUUCUCCUCUUGUUACGGUUUCACGAUGCGUCGCUUCCAUUCAAGCUUCGGCAGAUCAUCAUGUCAGACAUCCGCCUAUUGACGUUGCUAGAGUCCGGGCUCCCAUCUUGGGUCAUCUUCUUCCAGUCAUACCCACUGCUCUGCCACCUCUACCGGCCCUGGAUGCGUCCUCUAGCUAGGAGCCUCUACAUGCUCGCCUCCCUCGUCACUGUCAUCAUCGGCUUCUACGACCUCUACAAGAAUGUGCCGCUACUCAAGUCAGCAGCGGCGCGCAUCUGUGGGCCGCUCUUUGAUUGGAUCGAGACAUGGGACAUGGUGACCCGCAUCCAAUACCUCGGCACCAUACUCUUUCUCCGCAACCUACGUAGGUUCCUGCAGGGGCUACUCACUCUACUAAACGCUGCUAGGGCGCUACUCCGUGCUGUGGUGGCACCAUUGGCCGACCUUGGGUUAUUCGAGCUAGCUAGCACGGUCGGCUUACUAGCCUCGAAUGCGUGGGAUCUUGUGGUGGACUUGGCAGAGGUCAUGUGGGCGCCCUUCGACGUGGUGCUAGACUGCACCGCCGGGGUGGUGGCAUCCAUGUGGCCAGUGUUGCAGGUUGUGGUGCUACCGGCGAGGCUCGCCGUGGCACUUGCGGGGUGCGCGGGGUCGGUGUUGUCCAACAGCUACAACUUCUUCAAGGACAUUUGGGAGACGCUUAGCAGCAUCUUCCAGCUCAAUCACAUGUCCGAGGCGCAACAAAGCACCUUUGACAUGACCACACUCAAGACAUUAUGGAAUGAUCUAUUUUCUCAGAUCUUCCGAGCGAUGAGGGGCAUACUGAAUGGAAUACUAGUCUUCUUUUACUCUUGCAAUAGGCACAGGCUCAGCAUCUCCAAUCAUGCUCGGUCAAGAUUACGCCACGUGCUUCGUAUUGCUAGAUUGGCACCACAACAUAAUUCGACAUCAUGCAACUACAACUCCACCGAGCAUAAAAAUACCAACGAGGACAUGGCUACCGAAUGUGAUGUAUGCAAAUGAUAAUCAGUAUGCCACUCUCGCGUGAAAAGGCUAGCGAAGCACUUGGGAUCCAUAAGUGGUACCAAAAAGUUAAGUGUCCAUUUUUUGAAGCAGUUGGGAUCAUUUGUAAAUAGGAUCAUAACACUGUUUAUUUCAGAAAAGGGCGUGUAUCAGGUAGACUGUAGAGAGCCCGUUUGACAUCGAGUUCUACUCUUCAGAUAGAA
This is a messenger RNA of Lolium perenne, 2326 nucleotides long. RefSeq lists its product as uncharacterized. The record is from RefSeq and is a predicted model, not a curated record. Lineage: Eukaryota; Viridiplantae; Streptophyta; Magnoliopsida; Poales; Poaceae.